Venustampulla echinocandica is the source of this 1734-nucleotide messenger RNA. RefSeq lists its product as uncharacterized. The transcript is spliced from 9 exons. The record is from RefSeq and is a predicted model, not a curated record. NCBI's taxonomy places the organism in Eukaryota, Fungi, Ascomycota, Leotiomycetes, Helotiales, Pleuroascaceae. The coding region runs from base 1 to 1734 and encodes 577 amino acids.
AUGAAGUCUUGUGGUGCGGCUGCUCUACCAUCACAACUAAAGUCUGCAUCGCACACAUUAACCACACCGGCAAGCAAAUUGACAACAAGCGCUGCCCUCACUUCCGAAUCAGGGUUGCUGAAGGCAGGCCCGGUUGUAAAAACCUCCGCCGUUGCCCUCGCGAGGAAACCAAACUUUGGACCUUUGAAACCGAUGGAGGUGACACCCUUGUCGACAGGGACAGGAGAGCCAUACUCGAGCAGGCUGGUGCGGAGGGAAAGCAGAACCAGAAAAUCGUUCGGACGAGCGACUGCUGCCAGUGGACACAAUCGUUUAGACGGAUGGCUAUGGCCACCAGAGAUCGGGUGUGAUCUGAAUGAGACAAGCGGUUCUAGUGGUCAAGUCAAGCGCCAGGGUUACAGUAACGAGAAGACUACCGCAAUUAAGAAAUAUGACGGCGAUGGUCCCGAAUUUGAAGAAACACAAGGACGUUCAAAGAGAGCUAGAUAUGAGAACACCGUUGGCCAGGACAUGCACGAUGAAAUUCAGUUGGAAAAGAAAGAAAAUGAACUGUUUGACCUUGACGCAUAUGAGGCUCAGCUAGACAUAUCACGCCUACCAUCUCCACUUGAACAAUCACCUUCCAACGUGCAAAAGGAAGGUGAUGGACAGAGUGAGAAUAAGAAGAUGAUGGACUGGGACGAUUGUGGCUACGAUAUUAUGGAUAAUGAUGAUGGAGCUGGUGGCAUUGACAAGCAUGACGACGAAGAGGAAGAGGAUUUAUGCGUAGCAUCAUUCUCACAUACCAUCAUUUGCCUCCAACACAUCAACGACCCACGCGCCGAGACAACCAGCAUCUCAUGUCCAAAUUACAAACAACAGCAUACUCACUAUGAUGGUGGAGGAUGUGACUGUAAGAUAGGAAGGGCUACUGUCUCUGAGGAUAGGGAAUGUGUCUACAAGCAGAGAAAUAGGGGCAAGAGUUUCAGCUUUGAGGAGAGGGACACUGAUCAUGGGGAGGGAAUUCGCUAUUUGCUGUGGAGAGGCGAUUUGGGCUAUGGUCCGAGGUGGAAAACGGAGGUUCGGAGGCUAAUUGAACGGGAAAGUGAAAUGAUUGCUGUGGAGAGCGGAAACAUGGAGAGGGAGAGACUGAGAUGGGUAGCGGUAAAGGAGGCGAUGGUAGCUGGGAUGGAUACGGGGGUUGACCAGGGAACUGAAGCAACAGCAGAAAGAAAGGGCGGAAUUGAGCGAGGUGGGAUAGCCGACGGUGCGAUAGAGAAUACGGGUGGCCUUGCCACAGAGGAGAUACGUGGCGUUCCAAAGCAGGAGAUGCUUAAUAUUAAGAUGGAAGACGAUGAGGAUAUAUCCAGUCUCCUUGCGAGAGUGGAGAUGGUUGGCACUGCGGAAGAUGAGAUCAUAGACGUCAAGGUGGAAGAUGAUAAGGACAUGCCCAAGACGAAGGACACUCUUUGGAGCCUACCUGCUAAUAGAACUGCAGCAGAGUGGCGUCAGGCUAUGGACGCCACUCGAAGUGACUGUCUCAGAGGAUUGAGCAUUAAGAAGACUAAAGGAGAGCGGAGGAGAUGGCAGCAGCUACGAAAUCAAGCUUUCACUAUGAUGAAACGAGGGGACAGCAGAGAUGUAAAUCAAAUUGUUUUGGAGUUGAAUGACGAAAAAUUUGAGAGACCGCCCCCCAGAGUCAGGAAGCGACAGGGGAAAAGAAAGGGGCACGGAAAUGACCGGAACAAGCUGUAG